UCUUUCUCUCCCUCUGUGUCUCUGCCUCUGUCUCUCUCGCUCUGCCUCUCUCUCUCUCCCUCUCCCUCUCUCUCUCUCUCUGUCUCUCUCUGUCCCUCCCCCUCUCUUUCUCUCUACCGGACUCUGAUUAAUUGCAGUGUCUCCAUUUUGAUGAAGGGGGCCCCUGUGGUUUCACCAGCUGUUUCAGUUUACAAUGCUGUUGCUGCUCCGUGAUCUGACAGUGUCCCUGUGCCUGCGCUACUGCCCGUCCAGGAGAACUUGGGUUAGUUUGUGAUCCCUGGCUGCAGCAAGGAUCUAUCUGGCCUUAUUCGUUGUGUCUGGAACACACUCAGCUCCCAGUACCAUGUCUCUGCCGUGUCUAUGAGCUCCAGCAUGUGGUACAUUAUGCAGAGCAUCCAGAGUAAAUACUCACUGUCCGAGCGACUGAUCCGCACCAUCGCUGUGCGCUCCUUCCCCCACGACAGUGUGGAGGAUCUCAUCAACCGGGGAGCCGAUAUAAACUGCAGUCAUGGGACCCUGAAACCACUGCACUGUGCCUGCAUGAUGUCUGACCCCGACUGUGUGGAGCUUCUACUGGAGAAAGGAGCAGAGGUGAACGCGCGGGACGGCUACCACCGGGCGGCCCUGCACUACGCCGCGGAGAAGGACCCGGCCUGCGUGGAGGUGCUGCUGGAGUUCGGGGCCGACCCCGACGCUCCCGACGGCAACAUGGACUCCCCCCUGCACUGGGCGGCCUUCAGGGACAGCCACGAGUGCGCCCGGGCGCUGCUGGAGGCCGGCGCCCGGGUCGAGGUGUCGGACCACCACCGGGACACCCCGCUGAGCUGGGCCGCCGCCCGCGGCAACCUGGAGAGCGCCCGGGUGCUGCUGGAGUACGGGGCCGAGGUCAGGGUCCGCAACCUGAAGGGCCAGACCCCCACGUCCAGGCUGCUGGCCCUCUUGGGCCGGGGCCUGGGUGGGCCGAGGGAGGAGGCCUGCCUGAGGCUGCUGGAGAGGGCCGGGGGAGACCGGCCGGACCGGGGUUGGGGGGCCGCCGCCGCCGGCAGCGCCGGCGCCGGCGCGGGCGGCCCCCCGGCCUGGCAGCCCAGCACCCUCAAGGGGCUGAGCCGCUACGCCGUGCGGCGCAGCCUGGGUGCCCGGCACCUCCCGGCGGCCGUCGAGACCCUCCCCCUCCCCAGCUCGGUCAAGGAGUACCUUCUGCUGGCAGGUUGAGGGCCGGAGUGCGG
This is a messenger RNA of Carcharodon carcharias (great white shark), 1226 nucleotides long. It is a transcript of the gene asb8, whose product is annotated as ankyrin repeat and SOCS box containing 8. The coding region runs from base 361 to 1212 and encodes 283 amino acids. The record is from RefSeq and is a predicted model, not a curated record. Gene Ontology annotation, cellular component: cytoplasm; nucleus. Gene Ontology annotation, biological process: intracellular signal transduction. NCBI's taxonomy places the organism in Eukaryota, Metazoa, Chordata, Chondrichthyes, Lamniformes, Lamnidae. The transcript has 4 exons. Gene Ontology annotation, molecular function: protein binding.